CAUUAGUCUUAUCAAAUGAACGAUUUUAUUUGUUGAGCAAACUGGUUAAAAUACAAAAAAUAGAUGCACAAUUAGCAUAUUGUCAUGAUUACCACUCAGACAAAGAGGUAACUUUCGACUUCAGGGAUAUUUAUUGACACUUCAGGUUAUAAACACAGAGCGAGGAGAAUAUGUGUUAAUACUGUCCUUAAUGUUGCAGGAGAUCGUGGAUGGCAGGCGUGGGAAUCCAGGGAGUGCAGGUGAGUAUAGGUGCUGGUGCAGACGAAGGUAAAUGGUGCAUCAGAUGACGAUAAACCUCUUUGAUGGAAAGACGACUUCGGGAACUUGGAGAACUCGAAGACUUGGAGAACUAGAAGGUAAUAGCUUCGUUGGUAAGAUUGAAGUCUGUAGCUAACGUGUUAGACCAGACAAUGAGUGAGACUGAGUGCUCCUUUUGACUGGUGCUUGACGUGUAAUGAUGAGGUGCAGCUCUGUGUUGUCAUGGUUACAGUGCCUGGUGGAUCCGUGACACAUAUGUGCACAAUUACUGUAAUACAGUUUUCAGUAAGGGAUAGAGUACAACAGACAAAAACCUGACAGGGUGAUCAAGACCCGAAGCAAAGCGAUAUACUCACUUUUUAAGGCAAGACAUAAAGUUCAAACAGAACAAACAUGUAAUUUGAUUUUGCAAACAUGCAAAUGAAUCUGCGAAAGAGACAACUCUUAAAAUGUUAGACUCCCUGAUCAGUACAGGAGCUGAUUACUGCAAGAUGCACCACAUUACAGUUUUUUACAAUUGCUAGGACACAUUUCUCAAUACUUCUCAAACAACCACACAUGCUAUUGUUGACAUGUUGAUUUUUUUCAGUAAUUAUCAUUGCAGCCCUGGCAUUUCAGUAUGUCCCCCCAUUUUUGUUUAAUUCAAUUCAAUUUUAUUUAUAUAGCGCUUUUCACAAUGUGCAUCGUUCCAAAGCAGCUUUACAGGAGCAAAUAAGAAAAACAGAAAAACACAGAAAGGUAAAACACAGCACAGUGCAUGGUGUUUAUAGACCAAGCAAGAUCAUUCUAAUAAAUAAUAUCUAAUAAAUAAAUGAAUAAAUAAAUGCAGUCUCCCGGUGAGCAAGCCAACACUGCCUGCUGUUUUACCCUUUUACUGUAAAUUUAGUACUAUAUUCAAAGAAAGAAAAUUGCAGCAUUUCAGAUUCAUUCUUUUUAUUCUUAUUCUAUAUGAAAUACUGAACCAUUCUGUCACGGUUGUGGAGGAAGAACCCAAUUGCAGGCAGCGGGGAUGAAGGGGUUAACACAAACUUUUAUUAAAUAAAGAAACAUAAAACAAAAGACCCACAAUGGGGUAACGAAGACAGAACUAAAUAUAACAACAGAAACAAAAAUACUCCCCACGAGGGGGCAAAAACAGCAGGACAAAGUAACAAAAAACUAACACGGCCAAACGUCAAAACACAAUGCUGGACCGGAUGAGACAAGGAGCACAAGGUACAGGUACACGUACAUACACAAUCCACGAGCACAGGACAAAGAAACAUGAGGGCAUUUUAAAGGCAAGACAAACGAGGGAUAAUGACACAGGGCAGGUGAGAAACAUUAGACAUGGCAGGGAAUCAAUACAGGAAACGAGAGGGGCGGGGCCAAUGACAAGACACCAGAAAGCACAUGAGAUGUGAAAACAUAAACAACCCAUGGCUUUCUCACAUAAAACCUAAGGGCUCUGUCCCGAUCCUGCCACACAACUAGAAGUUCAGAAACAAGAAGGCAGAACCGUGACACAUUCAAACUUCAGAAAUAAAAGUUCAUAAUUUAUAUAAUGCUUCCUGUUUUUAGUGUUUUAGGUCAGUGUGUUAUGAAUGAAAUGUAUGUUUUCUAAAUGAGAAUUGUUGCCAGUGCUAAUUUGGAGACAUAUAUGACACGUUUUGUUCGUCUAUGAGUUUUGGAGGUGAGAUCAACAGUCAUGUUGGUAAUGCAGACUGUUCAGUAUUGAACAAUGCUUGUUAGCAGUUGAAAAGAACUGUAUAAAGUAGAUGGUGUCAUUCCUGUUUUGUAAGGAAACUUUACAAAAGAAAGCACUGUAUAAUGCUACCUGUUGUUAGUGUUUUUAAUGCAUGUGUUUUAUAAGUGAUAAUGUGUGAUUUGGAAGAAUGACAUAAAUGUUUUGGCAGUUUUAGGGCAUUUUGUGCCCUUUUUUGGCAAACAUUGAAAGUUGGUUAGGAGAACUGUUUGAAGAGUUUUGUAAUAAUGUCUGUAAUAAUGUUAUGAAAUGUUAUGUGAUUUAUUUAGCAAUGUUUCUAUUCUUGUGGUAUUGUUAGUAUGUUGAAUGCUGAAAAUAUGUCAGAGCCUUUGUAUUUCUCAAGAUGCACACCAGUAGCCUAAUGUUUUUUUAAGGCAUUUUUAUAAAAGCAACUUAAAUAUUCUAAUUGUAUUCAUAGCAGUGAUUGAAGCAAAGCCUUGUCUGUGAAACUGGGCCAAAAUGUAAUUCAUUGUGUAAUUCAUUUAUGUUGCUGUACUUUAGAUUAAAUUCUUAGAUGCUUGUGUAUAUUUAAGAUGUUUGUAUGUUUAAUAAUUGUAGAAAUAAAUAAACUCUGGUCUGAUCCAUCCUGCAACAAAUAAAUUAUGAUUUAUUAUGAUUUAUUAUUAUGAUAUAACCCAAUUAAUUAUGAUUGAGUGCAUGGAUUAUUUGGAUUCAUUGUGCAUAAAGGAACACCAAUUGUCAGUACCUUGCUUGAAAUAAUCAUUUACCACAUUUCACUACCAAUUUUAAAAUAUUUUAUGCAAAUUAAAAUCACCAGGAUAACACACAUACUGUGUGCUUACAGUAUAUAUAAUUAUAAAACACAAUAAGGACUAACGCUUUCUCGUGAUGCAUCAGUUGGUCAACGAUUCAAGCCUCAAAUGUUUUCAAGUAAUCGUCAACCUAUAACACACACAUAGAACACCAAACUAUUGUCUGUUCUGGUUUAACAUAACCUGAUCAUAUGUGUGUACUUUCCAUACCAAACGCAACUGAAGUGAAGCUCACGUCAGUGUUCUUAGGCGUCAUAUCAAAUUGACAACGCAGUACACAGCGACCCCAUGUGGUCACAAGAUGAAGUCCCUACACCAUUUAAUGUAGAUGAGAAAAUAAGAAUUUUUACUUAAAACGUUUCUCUGAUCGACACAGAAAUGGGCAAGAUUAUACAUUUCAAUACUAUUUCAGUAAUUAUAAUACAUACACGGUUAGCCUUGUUACAAUCAUAAUAAAACAAUUAACAGAAAGUCCAGAAAACAACACUUCUGUGGGCUUUCAGUAAAUAUACUUGAGCUACUCUAUUCUAUUGAAUUAUGUCAACGGUCUUUGUGAUCAUUAAAACAGUGUAAAAUCAUGGAGAGUCAAAUAAAGUAUUCUGUUUAUUAUUUAUAUUUGUAUUAUUUGAAUUAUUAUUUAGGCACACUUAUUCUGCAGCCUAUUGAAUCGUUUUUUAACCUACCUAUUAUCUUUAGCCAGUGUUACGAACUAGGAAGCUAAAAAAUACUCAUUGGUGAAAAUUACUGCCUACUCAAGUUUAAAUCUGACUAAAUUCUGACCGGAAAUGGUAAUUUGGUGGCUAUGGUAACGCGUCUCCAUUCUGUCAACUAUAAGUUACGGUACUAAGUCUGAAAGGUAAAACUCCCUUUCAAAAUAAAGAUGUCGCAAAGAUUCGAAAUUUGUCAUAUGCUACAGCUCAGGUUUUAUGUUUUCUUUCAGUAACGAGCAUGUCUUCAGUGGUGGCGCGCAACUCGAGGACUCUAUUUCCAGACAUUUACAAUCCACAGAAACAAAGAAGAACAUCUACGAAGCCAUUGCGACAAAACAUUUGCACGGGGCUGCUGUGUGCGGGCUUUCACCGCUCGUUUGCGCAGCUGUUUGCACUGCUGCAGCGCUGGGAAGAAGCUGAAGCGCAUCCACACAAACUAGAGACGCUGCAGAGCUUCCUCGCCCGCGCUGAAACUGCCGAAAGAGCCGGACAAUACGGGGAGGUGUAUGAAAACCACCUGUGUCUGGCCAGGUUCUUCACUGAAUCAGAGGAUGAAUGGUUGAAGCAUCAUUUCUUUCAACUGGCCCUGCAAUCAGCUCGCAAACUAAAAAUCGACUCUGGCAAAAGAGAGGCAGAAGCCAACUUGCACAUUGGACAGAUUUAUUUUGUGAAGGGUCAGCUGGAGCUAGCACAAGAACAUUAUGAGGAGUUUUAUCACAUGACCUUGGGCCGCGAGUGGCAGGACACCAGUGGGCGCUCGCAUCACGAAUGCUCGUGUGAAGAGCUGGGGAGGGUGUACACACUGCUGGCAGAGAGGCUGCUUCAGAAACAAGACUGUGAGCUUUCAAUCAAGAUGCUCACCAAAGCCUACGAGAUGGCUAAAGAAUCAGGAGAUUCAGGGCCAAAAGGAAAGGCGGCUUAUAGACUGGGCCUUGCAUAUCAAAGUAUAGGAGACCAUACAACAGCUAAACAGUUUCUCGGUGUGUAUAAGGACAUCUCCACAGCACGUGAAGAUAUGGAUAACCUGGGAAGAGCAUAUGGAGCUAUUGCCAAAUCUCUGGAGAGUUCGGGCAAGCAAACGGAAGCAGUUCAAUAUUUGGAAAAGUUUGCUGAGAUUUCUAUGAGCAACAAACAGGACAGAAAUCUUGAGAAAGCCUACACAUAUCUCGGAUCAAUCCUCAACUCUAGAGUGCAGUAUGAUGAAUCGUAUGUAUAUUUUAAGCAUGCAUAUGAGAUUGCAUGUAAUAUGGCAUCAGUGUCCAGGCUGCAGAAAGCCCAGGUGCGUGUCGGCACCUCCCAUGCACUCAGCAUGUUGCAGGCAUAUUAUAAACACAUAGAGAUCUCCAGACGGCACAGCAUCCAGAAAAUCAUCAUGUGGAAGGAAAAAAGACAGGACAACUUUAUUGAAGCCAUAACUCGGGCACGAACUCGGUUCUCGGGUGUGGGAGACAGUCACUCUGUCCACUGA
Molecule: messenger RNA, 4953 nt
Organism: Triplophysa rosa
Lineage: Eukaryota; Metazoa; Chordata; Actinopteri; Cypriniformes; Nemacheilidae
Gene: ttc29
Product: tetratricopeptide repeat domain 29
Exons: 9
Coding region: 3724-4953 (409 amino acids)
Molecular function (GO): protein binding
Source: RefSeq, a predicted model, not a curated record